Messenger RNA from Mizuhopecten yessoensis (Yesso scallop), 2251 nucleotides. RefSeq names its product histamine H3 receptor-like. Bases 402 to 1952 code for a protein of 516 amino acids. Gene Ontology annotation, biological process: chemical synaptic transmission; adenylate cyclase-inhibiting G protein-coupled acetylcholine receptor signaling pathway; G protein-coupled receptor signaling pathway, coupled to cyclic nucleotide second messenger. Lineage: Eukaryota; Metazoa; Mollusca; Bivalvia; Pectinida; Pectinidae. Gene Ontology annotation, cellular component: dendrite; synapse; membrane. The transcript has a single exon. The record is from RefSeq and is a predicted model, not a curated record. Gene Ontology annotation, molecular function: G protein-coupled serotonin receptor activity; G protein-coupled acetylcholine receptor activity.
ACAGCUUUGCUGCCGUGGAGCAGGAAUAAAACCGACCUCGCGUACGGCUCUGUAUCAGUCCGUGGAUUGGAACAGAUACGUACUGAGCGUUCCAAGAGUUGCUAGACAGAGCAGCACUGCAGAAACAUACCACCGCCACAAUAUUUAUUCAUGUGCCCGGUGUAUGGUUUAGAUGCAACAUUUGGACCUAUUACAGUUUAUUGUAAAAGGACUGAAGCAGAUCGGAACAAUCUAUUUUUAAAAAUCGUCAAAAGGACAAUGAUCGAGACCCUUACAACAAACAGCGUGUCUACCUCGGCUGUUAUUGGACGUUGACGCGUGCCUUUCAGUAGAAAUGGAUAGCUUGUUGCCUUAAACCGAAACAAGAAACAGACUUCAUUUAUUAUAUUUUGUCUUAAUCAAUGUCUGGAAUGAGUGAAAUCCACAUGGACUUAUGGAAAAUGAGUGACGAUGAAAUAAGUUCUACAAUGAAAUCAAACGAGGAUAUUUACUACGCCCGGAGUGAGCUGGGCAACGGGCCCUCUCUCAGCGACAACUUUUCCCGCCAUCUCAUCACAGGGUCUAGUGAGAGUGAGUCUGGACUAGUCGUUGAACCCGAGGAGGACCAAUUAAGUUUAUGGCUGGCUGCCGUGCCACUUAUCGCUAUGGUUGUGGUGAACAUUUUGGCGAAUGGCGCUAUAAUUCUUAUAUUCAUUAAAAAGCGCUGUAUUAGGAGAUGUCGGAAUAUUUAUAUCCUCAGUAUUGCUGUAGCAGACUUUCUUAUUGGACUAUCGAUGCCGCUGUCGAUUGUGGAAACAUUAAGUCGGAAGUGGAUUUUCUGGCCUUUUUCAUGUUGGGUUUUCCUUAUGGUAAGAUACUCACUUUUCUUCAUUUCUUUCAUCAGUAUUAUACUGUUAACACUCGAUCGCUGGUGGUCGAUCAACUUCCCGUUCUCGUACCGGGUGCGUCAGAGCAGGACAAUGGCGGCCAUUAUUGUUGUGUGUUGUUGGUUCGUCAGCUUCAUUUUACACAUUCCCCUCAUCCUCGGCUGGGAGAGUUUUGAUGUCUCGACAGAGGGCAAAGCAGAGACAUACUGUCGUGUUCCACCAAAGAGAAACUUCAUCUUUACCAUUUGCGCAUUUGUACUAGAGUAUUUCACUCCCCUUACGUGCCUCGUGUUACUUAACUUCGGGAUUUAUUUUAAAUUAUCGAGAAGAAGGAACACAAAGAAGAUCCGAAGGUCAAUGAGUUCAUCAGAUACGUAUAUGUUAUAUAGCAGGAAAACAUCGUCCGACUCCGGCGGAAGUAAUAGCUUCAAUAAUAAUAAUAACAGUUUUGAUGACACGGCGUCAGAUGUGACAUUGUACACACAUAUGCCUGACAUUAGACGUCACAGCGUCUAUCUGUACACCUCGCGGCGUUCAUCCUCAUCCUUCUAUAAAGUGCCUAAGAAUUCCCUCAGUAAUUUCAAUCGUGCUCAUCAAAAUAGCCGACGAGUAUCUGUGGAUACUGCCUCACUCAUCAAAUCGGGUAGAAACAAUCAUUGCAUCAUACAGCAGAAACCAAGCUUUCCCUCGCGCAAACAGAGUGAUGACGUAGUCAAAGACUUUCUCGGACGUCAGGACAAAAAAGCAAUCCUGUCACUUGGACUCUUGACGCUAGUAGCGUCCGUAUGUUGGACUCCGUAUACAGUUAGUAGCGUUGUGUAUGCAUUUUGCCCUUCAUGCAUUCCAUCUUGGCUAUCCGUGUUUUUCUAUUGGAUAUUAGCCGCCAAUUCCACAAUCAAUCCAUUCCUUUACGGGAUCGGAAACCCAGACUUUCGAAAAGUGUUGCGGACAUGGUUGUCGUGUUUUAGUCAGCAAAGUGUCAAUAUGGACAAUGAAACCUUGCUGUAUGGUCAGCUACAACAGAACUGUGAGUUAGAGACACUUCGCGAAUAUAAUGUUUUACAAUCAAAGAACAGUUCUCUAUGAUCAGUGGAGUGACAUGAUCGUAUCAUUGAGAGCUUAAGGCUGUGAUUGAUUUAUCAUCAGUGAAAUAGUGUUUCAUAUUUUACUACUCAAAUAAAUAUGUAAUUAUUGAAUGGUUUCGCAGGUUUUUCUCUUAAGUUGAGAAAUAUUAUUUGGAAACUGUUUUUCUAACUCAGUUAUUGGUAUGUAUUAUCCAUAAGUUAAAAGUAAAACUGUCAUUAUCGUUUCGUGAAGUUAUUUUUUGUAUAAUUAUUAAAGUAGAAUUAUAAUAUUAAAUAAUUAACGUUUAUUACUUAUUUUUA